ACGUUAUUCGGCAAUUUCAUCAGUCUGGCAACUCUGGCCCUAACACACACUCAGUCGCCCCCCAAAUGUAUCGGAAACAUGCAGCCGAGUUAAAAUAGUGAAAAACUAGUUAGCAAACAUAACCGAUCAGUGCGGAUAAUAAGAAUUGGCAAUUCAAAAUUAAAUGUUGCGCGCUAUCGCCCAGUCAGCUCAGAAGCAGCCGCUCCCCAACUGAGAGCACAGAGAAACCAGCUCUGGCCACUUGCUCCUCCGGAUCCGGCUCCUGCUCCUGUCCCCGAUCCCCUUCCCCACCCGCCAAAUCCAGAUCCUGCUCCAAAUGACGGACGGCGAACAGCAAGAGGCGCUGGUCAAGCGGGCCGAGGACGAGCGCGAGGACAUCUUCCGGCGCUACGAACUCGGGCUGGAUCCCAGCAAUGUGGUGGACUCCUGGGAGAAUCCCACCUUCGAGAUCUACCACAGGACAGACAAAUAUGGCUUCUUGCACGACUCGCGGCUGCCGUCGACGCGUGAUGCCCAGGAGGUGCAUCGCAACAAGAUCGAAAUGGAGCGGGACAAAAAGUGGAUGAAGAUGCUCAAUCAGUGGCCGCCGCCCCAGGAUAAGCUGCACAAGCGUGUCUACAAGGGCAUACCGGAUCGCGUGCGAAUGGUGGCCUGGAAUAAGCUGCUCGACAUCCAGAAAUCGAUAGACAACAAUGCUGGCGUCUACCUCCGAAUGCUGCAGCUGGCCAGGAAGUACUCCACGGAGACGCGUCAGAUCGAUGCCGAUGUGAAUCGUCAGUUUCGCGACAAUCUUGCCUUUCGCGAGCGCUACAGCGUAAAGCAGUGCUCGCUAUUCAAUGUGCUCAACGCCUAUAGCAUCUACAACUCGGAGCUGGGCUACUGCCAGGGCAUGGCGUGUGUGGCUGGCGUGCUGUUGCUGUAUUUGCACGAGGAGGAGGCUUUUUGGGCAUUAAAUACGCUGAUAACAGACCAAAAAUACGGCAUGCACGGACUGUUUAUCGAGGGAUUCCCGAAGCUGACGCGAUUCAUCGAUCACCACGACCGCAUCAUGUCGAAAAUAAUGCGAAAACUACACAAGCACUUUACCAAACACAACGUUGACGCCCUGCUGUACGCUAUUAAGUGGUUCUUUGUCGUCUUCGUGGAACGCGUUCCAUUCAGCUUGAGUCUGCGCGUGUGGGAUAUAUUCAUGUUAGACGGCGAUCGCGUCAUUCUGUCCAUGGCCAUCACCAUUCUGUACCUUCACAAAGACGAGCUGUUGCGCCUGAAGGACAUGGACGCUAUCAUUGAGUACUUGCAAGUACGGCUGCACAAGAACUUUGGCUACAGCGACGAUGAUGCCAUUCAGGCUCUGGAACGCGUGAUGAAGAAGCUGAAGGACCUCAAGUUAGAUGUGCCGCCGCCAGCCAAGUCAAACGAGUUCCCCACCCGCAAACUAGGCGACUUCGUGGAGGCGGAUAUGGAGAAGAAGAUCGGGCGCAGACGCAAUGAUUACACAGACGCGGAGAAGCAAGUCAUAACAGAUGUGAUAUCAAGACAAGAACAAAACGCGAUCGACGUUCAGUCCACAGUGUCCUACGAGACUUCGGAGUGCGCAACGGUUACGCUUACCGUUCCCGAGGAUUCGCACUCAAUACGAAGUUCGCUUGCAGGUACUUCAGUUGCCUCGCACGGCUCCUCGGAAACCAUGUCGCUGGAGGACAAUAACAUUCACCUGAGGACCGCCAACAUGCUGCAGAACACUCCGCAGCGCGAGAUGCUCCUGGGCACCUGACGUCAACUGCCGCCCGCGUCCAUCGCGGCGCAGGCAGCUGCAGAGAAUCGCCAAACACUCACCACAGCCACCUCUGCGGGAUUAGCAGUAGCAGGAGCAACGGGAGCUAGCCCCACAUCCUCGCCGAGAGCUACGCCCACACCGCCGCCCGUGCCGCCGAGAUCUCCGCUGUCGCUGGGAUGACUAGCAAAGCAAAAGACGGCGGCGAACCGGAGCGGGAUCACCUAGUUCCUGCUGCUAGCCGUCGUCUGCCUUUGCUUAGCCUUAAGUCUUCAAGCCCUGCCACCGCUGCAACCACUAGAGCUAGGCCUUCCAUGGGUGCAGCCAAUAGCAAUCACCAAGCUUCGAGAGAAUGAGAGCACACACACACACACACUUUGUAUAUACGCCGCGGGAAGCUUGGGGCACGACUUGGUAGUGACUUAGAUGCGCCAAAUUAAAUUUACAACAGUUACGAGUUAAACAAUUGAUAAAAGCAAUCGAGAAUUACAAAAAAUACACAGAAACUGCUAAUGGAACAAUAUUUAAGCAAGAGCAAAUCGUAUCUAAUACAACUACAAAGCGGUUAGAAGUCUAUUUAAUUGCAAAUUGAAUUCAACUCAAGCAUAUAUAUUAUAGAAAUUGUUGUAAAUUGUACUUGUAUAUACGUACCAAACAAAAUACAAAGCAACGUUAAAAAGUUACGUCCAUGAAAUGCAAACGAAUGUAAAGGCGAAAGGCAACCAAAUAUUAAUUGAAAACUAUAGAUAACAGAAUCGUACGAUUACGCUAGAUUUAUGUAUAGUUAUAUCCGCAUAGCAGUACACGACCCGAGCAAACUGACAAAUGAAUUGAGUAUUUACCAUUAAUUUCAUGAUUAAACUUUUCACAAACAUGAAUCACUAGUUUAAGUUUCUCAGCAAAAGGAAUUAUGUAUAUUUUCAUUUAAAUUAUGUUCAACAACGUCUCCAAAUAAAAUUGUCAACUGAAGCUAAGCUAA
Molecule: messenger RNA, 2753 nt
Organism: Drosophila simulans
Lineage: Eukaryota; Metazoa; Arthropoda; Insecta; Diptera; Drosophilidae
Gene: RN-tre
Product: USP6 N-terminal-like protein
Exons: 7
Coding region: 317-1774 (485 amino acids)
Source: RefSeq, a predicted model, not a curated record